AUGACAUUACCAACUUUUAGAUACAGCUUCCACCACAAAAGCAGCAAUAAGGAUAAACAAGAACAUCAUGAAGAGGAUAUACAUGAACAGGAUGAUGAAAAACAGAUGAGUCCCACCAGUUUGAGGGACUUGCACGACGAUUUGGACGAUAUUUAUAAUAAUUACACUAUUGCCGCGCAAGCCAAUAAUGAUAGUGUUGAUACCUUGGAUUCCGAACAUAACCAAGCAGAAAAUGCAUUUAUUUACAAAUCACCUACACAACCACAAGAUUUGCCUGUUGUUCAUAUAUCAUCCAGGUUAUCAUCAUUGGAAAAUGUUUCCGCUGAAAUGGGUGCUAGAACAGACCCUGGAACCCCCUUAUCCACCAACUCUUUUGAUUUCAGACCUGCAUAUCCACGAGCAAUUACCAACUCAUCAUUGAAUGUAUUAUUAGAUAGUCCGAAUGUCAGCACAGAGUUCAAUCAUCUAGUCGACCAAACACCUCCCCCUGAGCCUAUCGAGGAAACAGUUGCCCAUGAAGUUGUUGGUGAGUAUAUGUCUGAAAAUGAAGAACAAGAAGAAUGUGAAAAUGCAGAGGAGCAAGGAUCAGAGAAAGAAACUUCAAGCGAUGAAAUUCCUGUCGCUCCUCAACUAAAGAAAAGUAAAGAAGAUUGGGAGAGAAGAGGAUCAGCAAUCAAAACGGUUCACACUCCAGCAGGAGAAACCAAGGUCAUUCGAAGAAGUGUCACUGAUUUUAAAUUUGGUAAAGAAUUGGGAGAAGGUUCUUAUUCAACUGUCAUUCUUGCUACUGAUAAGAUUACAUCUAAACAAUAUGCUGUCAAAGUUCUUGAUAAACGUCACAUAAUUAAAGAAAAGAAGGUCAAAUAUGUCAAUAUUGAAAAACAUGCUCUAAACAGAUUGAGUGAUAGACUAGGCAUAAUCUCGUUAUAUUUCACUUUCCAAGAUAAAGACUCUCUUUAUUUUGUAUUAGAUUAUGCUUCCAAUGGCGAGUUGUUGACUUUGAUUAAAAAAUACAAUACCUUAAAUGAAGAGAGCACCAGACAUUUUGGUGCACAAAUAUUGGAUGCGAUAAAGUAUAUGCAUGACAAUGGUGUGAUUCAUCGUGAUUUGAAACCAGAGAAUAUUUUAAUUGACGAUCAAAUGAGAGUUAGAAUUACUGAUUUUGGUACUGCUAGACUAUUAGAAAAGAAAAAUGAUGAUAGCGAAGAUUACCCAAUUGAUGUCAGAGCCAAAUCCUUCGUUGGUACGGCUGAAUACGUGUCACCAGAAUUAUUGGAAAGCAAAUAUUGUGGUAAACCUGGUGAUAUAUGGGCCUUUGGUUGUAUCAUCUAUCAAAUGAUUGCUGGUAAGCCUCCGUUUAGAGCUACAAAUGAAUAUUUGACGUUUCAAAAGAUCACGAAAUUGCAGUAUGCAUUUAGUGCUGGUUUCCCCACAGUUAUUCGAGACUUGAUUAAGAAGAUUCUUGUGUUGCAACCAUCUAGACGUGCCACUAUUCCUGAGAUCCAAAACCAUUAUUUCUUUCAGUCAAUUGACUUUGAUGACUUCGACCUGAUUUGGCUUUCCGAGCCUCCCGAACUUGGACCUUAUAAGAUGACUGCGAAAUCCAUGAUGAAAAUACCCGAAUUGAACAAAACACCAGGUCCUGCUUUUAGAAAAAAGAUUGUCAAGAAAACGGUUGCACCUACUAAACCUAAGUCACAAAUACCAUCUACCGCUGCGGGCAAUGGUACUCAUGGUACAUCACCAGCUCCAGAACUAAGAUCGCCAAACACAGCACAUAAUAACAAGUCUACUGAUGGUGUUAGCGCCGCAUCAGUUGCCGCUUUUGUGUUAAAUAAACCGCAGACAAACUCGGAUACCAGUGUUUCUGAUGAUUCACCAAAGGGGUCAGCCCAUAGCGAGUCUAAAGAAGUCAGUAAUAAGAGAACAAUUCAUGCCCCUGGAGAUUACAUUCCUGGUACCAAUAUUUUACGUCCACAAAUUGCAACAAGAGCUCCGAUUGCCAGUUAUGCCAGACAAUCUGCAUCUACAAAGGAGAGAGAACGUGAUAGGGGAUCAUUAUCAAGACAGCCACUGAAUCAGCAACAGCAUGUUGUCCAAAAAUCUGAACCUGUGAAACCACAACCAAUGGAGGUUACGCCAAUGACUACAUUGGAAGCAGCAUGGGGAUCAUAUUUGACACACCCGGAUGAAAGAGUUAUAAGACUUGGUCCCGUCAUUGUGCAUAAGGAGCCAACUGAACCAUUUGAAAGAAAAAAUAAAGCCUCGUUGCAUGCUUCGCCGUUGAAUUUAAAAAAUGCUACUCAAAGGAAUCGAUCAAAUACGAGUUUGAUGGCACAGUUAGUUAAUGAAGUGAACAAUAAUGCGUUGGAAUUUAAGAACAAUGAAAAUGCAGAUGAGUCGCUUGCAAUUUUAGAACCACAAUACAACAUGAAAAGAAGUUCAUCAACUGCGAGUGGAAAGAACAGUGUAGAUCUCCAAAGAUCUGGUUCGACUUCUGGUGGAAGUAGCAAUAAACUGGGCAAGAAAUCGUUCUUCAAAAAAUUGGGAUUCAGUCACAUCGACAGACAUGAGAAUGAUGAUUCUCGUGGUCCAAGCUUGACUGACAGGCCCCAGACCUGUACUAUGGUGGUUACAACUCACGGUAGAGCAUUACUUUUUACAAGAGAUGAAGGUGAAUCGAAUUUUAUUUUAUUGGCAGAGGUUAGAUUGAAGUAUCCAUUCAUCCAUUUUCAAGAGUUGGUUUCUUCACAGAGUAAGCUUUCCAAAAUGUUACCUUCUGUUGGUGUUUUUGUGAUUAGUUCUAUUGAUAAUUCUCUUGUUUUUGAAGUGGAGACUUUUGAAGUUAAUCCAUGGACGGAAGCAUUGGCAAAGUCAAAGUUCAAUGAACUAGAAAGAGAAAAAUUAGCUGAAUAUGAAUCACAACAAUCUAAGAAGGAUACUAUUGUUGCUCCUAUUCCAAAGAAGCUGUCCCUGUCAGCCGUUUCAUCUCCUAAACUUUUGGACUCUCCAGCAUUUGACCCUCAUAAUAAGUCGAAUGCACAAUCAGCUCAAAGAUCUACUAAUAUAAAGACUACUACAAGUCCAACACAAUCACCUCGUGAAGCGAAUGCAAGACCAUCUAAUAUGUUGAAAGCAAAGAUUUUAUCGAGCGGUCCAAGAAGAAAGCCACCACCAGUUAGUCCUCCACCGACUAGUCCAAAAAAUGAACUUAAUUAUCAUACAGGGUUACCAAAUAAAUCAAAUUCCAAUGGGAUGUUGCAUGCUGCGAAAUUGGCCGUAUCACAAAAUACGCAUUCUUCGUACCAUCAUAGCCAUGGUCGUUCAAGUUUUACUAAGGAGGAUGGAAGCAAAGUUGAUCUUAACAAACUCAGGUCACACAAUACCCAAACUAAUGGUAAUAAAACUACACCUGGUGUAACUCAGUUGAAUUCAAAGUUCCUAGCAAGAAGUACUAGAAAAAAGUAA
This is a messenger RNA of Candida tropicalis MYA-3404, 3468 nucleotides long. RefSeq names its product PDPK1 family serine/threonine-protein kinase. Gene Ontology annotation, biological process: intracellular signal transduction; peptidyl-serine phosphorylation. The coding region runs from base 1 to 3468 and encodes 1155 amino acids. The record is from RefSeq and is a predicted model, not a curated record. Gene Ontology annotation, molecular function: protein serine/threonine kinase activity; ATP binding. The transcript has a single exon. NCBI's taxonomy places the organism in Eukaryota, Fungi, Ascomycota, Pichiomycetes, Serinales, Debaryomycetaceae.